Molecule: messenger RNA, 328 nt
Organism: Meleagris gallopavo (turkey)
Lineage: Eukaryota; Metazoa; Chordata; Aves; Galliformes; Phasianidae
Source: RefSeq, a predicted model, not a curated record
GUUCCUGGUGGAGCGCUGUGGGCGCCGCACGCUGCAGCUGCUGGGGAUCGCGGGGAUGUUGGGCUGCGCCCUCAGCCUCAGCGUCAGCCUGCGCCUGCAGGACUCCCCGGGCGCGGGCGCUGUCAGCCUGCUGGGAGUUUUCCUCUUUGUCACCUUCUUUGAGCUGGGCCCCGGCCCAAUCCCGUGGUUCCUGGCGGCCGAGCUCUUCCCGCAGGGACCCCGACCCGCAGCCGUGGCCUUGGCUGGAGCUGCCAACUGGGCGGGGAAUUUCGUGGUGGGGAUGGCCUUCCCUGGGCUGCAGGUAUGGGAUUAGGGGGGAUUAUGGUGA